This is a messenger RNA of Siniperca chuatsi (mandarin fish), 2755 nucleotides long. Its product is annotated as nuclear factor 7, ovary-like. Gene Ontology annotation, molecular function: zinc ion binding; protein binding. The record is from RefSeq and is a predicted model, not a curated record. The coding region runs from base 371 to 1759 and encodes 462 amino acids. Lineage: Eukaryota; Metazoa; Chordata; Actinopteri; Centrarchiformes; Sinipercidae. The transcript has 2 exons.
UGAUGUGUCCUACAGAAUGAGCCGGCUCCUUUAAGUGAACGGUGGGAGUCGUCUCUCGGAAAGGAACGGAGCCAUAAGAGCCGGCUCACUUCAAAGAGCCAUUACUAUUUUACAUGUGAAGCAACAGCAGAGGAGCUCUGACAAAGCUCCGCCCCUCACAUGACUCACCUGAGACAAACCAGGAAACAGUUUGUUAUUCUUCCUCGCUACAGAGAGACACUCAGACUGAAACACAGACGACCAGAUUCACCUUCAGACCAAACUAACAGCUUCCUCUGAGUGAGUUCAGCUACAGGAGAGAAACGUGGAAAACAAACCGCUGCUUCAGCCUGCGGACACUCCACACACUGGAUCUUCACUCGGAGACAAAAUGGCUUCCAGAUCAGAGGAGGAUUUCUGCUGUCCGGUCUGUCAUGAGGUCUUUAGAGAUCCUGUUGUUCUGUCGUGUAGCCACAGCUUCUGUAAAGACUGUCUGCAGAGCUGGUGGAGAGAGAAUCCAGCACACGAGUGUCCAGUUUGUAAGAGAAGGUCUUCAAAGUCAGAACCACCUUUAAACCGGGUGUUAAAGAACCUGUGUGAGGCCUUCUUAAAGGAGAGAGAUCAGAGACCUUCAGAGGCUCUCUGCAGUCUGCACUCUGAGAAACUCAAACUCUUCUGUCUGGACCAUCAGCAGCUAGUGUGUCUCGUCUGCAGAGAUUCAGAAAAACACAGCGACCACAGAUUCAGACCCAUCGAUGAAGCUGCAAGACAACACAAGGAGGAACUUCAGGAAACUCUGGAGCCCUUAAAGAAGAAGUUAAAGGUUUCUGAACAAGUUAAAGUGAAGUUUGGUCAAACAGCAGAACACCUGAAGGUCCAGGCCCGACACACAGAGAGGCAGAUUAAGGAGCAGUUUAAGAAGCUUCACCAGUUUCUAGAAGAGGAAGAGGAGGCCAGGGUGGCUGCACUGAGGGAGGAAGAGGAGCAGAAGAGUCAGAUGCUGAAGGAGAAGAUGGAGGCUCUGAGCAGAGACAUAGCAGCUCUUUCAGACACAGUCAGAGCCACAGAGGAGCAGCUGAGAGCUGAAGACGUCUCAUUCCUGCUCAACUACAAGGCUGCAGUGGAAAGAGUCCGGCAGCGCCCCCUGCUGGAGGAUCCACAGCUGCCCUCAGGAGCUCUGAUAGACCAGGCCAAACACCUGGGCAACCUGACCUUCAACAUCUGGAACAAGAUGAAGGACAUGGUCUCCCACACUCCUGUGAUCCUGGACCCAAACACUGCUCAUCCAGGACUCAUCCUGUCUGAAGAUCUGACCAGUGUGAGACGAGGAGACGAGCAGCAGCUUCCUGACAAUCCAGAGAGGUUUGAUUACUUUCCCAUUGUCCUGGGCUCGGAGGGCUUCAGCUCAGGGACUCACAGCUGGGAGGUCGAGGUUGGAGACAGUACACACUGGUUUCUGGGUGUGUUAGCAGAGUCUCUCCAGAGGAAGGGACGCAUACGGUCUGGAUUAUGGGGAAUAGGGUUAUAUAAAGGUGAAUACUCAGCACGGUCACCAUCAGCUCUACCCACUGCUCUCCGAGUGCCGAAGAAGCUCCAGAGGAUCAGAGUGAAUCUGGACUGGAACAGAGGAAAGCUGUCGUUCACAGAUCCUGAUACUAACACACACAUACACACCUUCACACACACUUUCACUGAGAGGAUGUUUCCAUUCAUUAACACUGGGGAUAAACUGCAGAUAUCAGCAGAGAAGGUCUGUGUGACAGUGGAGCAGAGCAGUUAGAGAUAAAGAGGAUGAUUAUAUUUAUGAUGAUGUUUAUUUCUUAAAGGGAAAAGUCUCUGAAUUGAACCUGUGAAGCUGCACCUGUCCUCCUGCUUCCUCAUUAUUCCAAAGAUAUGUUAGUUUCUGAUCUAAAUGUUUGGUUUGUUUCACCUUUUCUUUUUUAUCAAUACUGUGUCAUUUUAAAUUCUCAUUUUAAAUCACGUUUUAUUAUUUGGACUCGUUUGUGUGUGGAGCCAUGAGGACCAGCAGCCACUUUGUGAAGCCGAUGAGGAUCCAAAUAAAGAAAAAAUUACCAGUUUAUCAAAAAGUGUACAUGUAUUAAAUGUUUAAAAUAUAUAUAUGAUUAUAAAUAUAUUAUAAAUAUGUUUUAAAUCAACCAAAAUAUAUAUUUUUGGGGGAGGGGGGGGCUUUGCCUUUAUUUGAUAGGAACAGCUGAAGAGAGACGAGAAAUUGGGGGGGGGCAAAGGGCCGCAGGUUGGACUCGAACCGAGGCCGCUGUAGAAAGGACUCUGCCUUGUACAUUAAAGUGUUUUCAUUCAGUUUCCACCAGUUGAAUUCUGCUGUUAUUCAUUUAGUCAGAGAAGUCGUUUUAUUUAAGGUGAACAUCUCAGUUUGGGUUCAGACUUCAUGUAAUGUUGGUGAUUUAAGAAUAUUAACAUUAACGCAAUAAUGCUAAAUGUGCAUUUAUUCUUGUUUUUCAUCAACAUAAUAAUAUGUUGUCUUUUCUUUUCUUGGUUGUCAUUAAUAGAAAUAAUAAUUUUAUUUAUAUAGCACUUUUCAAGCUUAAACACAAAGUGCUUUUCAGAUUAAAAGAUUCACAGGAAAAAUGUAAAAAAAAAAACCAUGCACCCCCCCAUAUGACGUACAAAAUUAGGAACAUGAAAGCAUUGUAUUAUAUUGUUUGCUAGUACUUUCUCCUGUGUGCACUGAUGUAAAGGCGAGCUGCUGUAACAAAGAGUUUCCCUUCGGGGAUCAAUAAAGGAUUUCUGAUUGUGA